Messenger RNA from Leptosia nina, 1566 nucleotides. Lineage: Eukaryota; Metazoa; Arthropoda; Insecta; Lepidoptera; Pieridae. The record is from the annotation of a GenBank genome assembly.
AUGAACGAUACCGUAAAACCGAAUAAUCAUAUAGGCCACUAUAUCUUUAAAUCUAUGAAGGAACACUCGGAUUUGCUUUUCCAGAUAGAUGUCGCUACUCAUCAAGAGGAAACAUACGAGUCGGUUUUAAAUCGAUCUAUUAAAUUGGCGAAGAGCUUGCGAAAAUUGGGUUUAAAACCUGGAGACACAGUUGCGUUUGGUGGUUUCAAACACCUGGACAUAAAUAUUCCAUUUUACAGCGCUCUGUUCAAUGGACAUCCGGUUAUUGGUGUUGACCCAUAUUUCAAAUAUGAUGAAAUCAAGGCGCUAUUUAAAAUUGUUGUUCCGAAAGUUGCUUUCUGCGACGAAGAAACGUACGACACAUACCUCAAAGUCACCAAAGAUCUAGAAUUGGAUACUAAAAUUGUGGCGUUUGGAAACGGAGAGAACUCUUUAAAGAAAUUUGUGGAGAGCUACGGAGAUGAUGAAACAGACAAUUUUACAGUCGCAGAAUUUGAUACGAACAGCGUGUACGUCUUUCUCAUCACCACCAGUGGCACAACCGGAAAUGUGAAAGUGGCCGCCUUCAAACAUGGAGCGGUUUACAGGAAGAUGGUGGAAUACACAAGUAUUAAAGGAUUUAAUUUCAAGACUACAACGAUACUGAACUUGCCACCUGUCAACUGGGUAUCCAGUUCUUUCAUCAGCUUGGCUAGCCCACUGUUGGGCCAAUGCUUAGUACAAACCUCUGUUCCGGAUGAUCUAGAUAUUAUUGUUGAAAUGAUUAAUAAGCAUAAGCCAGUUUACACUUUGGCAGCUCCAUCGUUAGCAGCGGCGUUAUUGAAGAGAAGCAACGAAGUUGACUUUACCUGUUUCCUGUAUAUUAUCCUUACUGGAUCAAAGGUUUACCCUGAAGUGUUAACGGAAUUUCAGUCAUUAAUGAGAAAGGGCGCAUUUGUGUUCGAGAGCUAUGGCCAGACUGAAACCCUUGGACCAAUACUUCAAAAUCUCCCUGACGCACCCCGAGGCAGUUGCGGCAAGUCCUACCCUACACAUGAUAUAAAGCUUAUAGAUACGGAAACAGGAAAUGAAAUAACAGAACCCAACGUACCUGGAGAGCUAUGGGUGAAGGGGCCAGCGAUGACGGAAUAUUAUAACGACCCUCAAGAAACAGCUAAAGCUUUUACAGAAGACGGUUAUUUCAAAACUGGAGACCUUCUCUAUAGAGAUGAAAAUAACAAUUACUAUUUUGUUGAACGCAUUAAGACACUCAUAAAAUGUAGGAAUUUCCACGUACUACCAACAGAACUAGAAGAUGUAAUACGCAGUCACCCGGACGUUAUUGACGUCUGCGUAAUUGGUAUCGAAGAUCCUGAAGACAGCGAGAGGCCUGUAGCGUGCGUCGUCCUACGAGAGGGCGCUGAAGUCACAGCAAAAGAGAUCAAACAGCUCGUUUCCGAUAAGUUAUCUAAGCAAAAGGAACUUCGCGGCGGCGUCGUCUUCCUACGUGAACUUCCAAGAACGUCAACAGGGAAGAUCGCAAGGAAAAAAUUAUUGCACAUAGUACUACAAUCUACGAGAGAUUAA